This is a messenger RNA of Mytilinidion resinicola, 1560 nucleotides long. RefSeq names its product amino acid transporter. Bases 1 to 1560 code for a protein of 519 amino acids. Gene Ontology annotation, cellular component: membrane. Gene Ontology annotation, biological process: amino acid transport; transmembrane transport. The transcript has 6 exons. Gene Ontology annotation, molecular function: transmembrane transporter activity. The record is from RefSeq and is a predicted model, not a curated record. NCBI's taxonomy places the organism in Eukaryota, Fungi, Ascomycota, Dothideomycetes, Mytilinidiales, Mytilinidiaceae.
AUGGUUCUCGACGACAAGAACAUCGAACUGUCCGUCCAUGAGGGCGCCAGUGGUAUGACCGAUGAGAUUCCCAGAGGAACGGGGAACUCUGGGAGCGUUGGCCAGAACCGUGAGCUUGAUAGGUACAUUACUCUGAAGCCUGCCGUUGCCUUCGGCCUCACUGUUCUGUCUACUUGGGAAGGUAUUGGCAUCACCUUCGGUGCCGGGUUACUGAAUGGCGGGCCUACCUCCUUGGUCUACGGGCUCGUCAUGGCCACAAUUGGGUCCCUCAGCAUUGCUCUCAGUCUAGGAGAAAUGGCCUCAAUUACCCCAGUGGUCGGAGCCCAGUAUCGAUGGUCAGGUCUAUACGCCCCCCACGGUAUCAUGACACCUGCGUUCUGGAGUUUGAUCCAAGGAUGGUUGACCACCUUUGCCUGGAUCGCUCUGUGCGCGGGAGGCUCCUACGUUAAUGCGUCAAUGACCCAAGGCUUGAUAGGGCUGAACAACCCAACCUACAUCCCCAAGCUGUGGCACGUCACACUGCUCAUGUGGGCGUUCAUCUCAGUGACAGUCGUUCUGAACCUCUACGCGCGAAAGGUGCUUGUCGUGAUUGAGAUGUUCGGUGGAAUCGUUCACUUUGCCUUCUUCAUUGCCACAGUCGUAACGCUCGCGGUCAUGGGCUCGCCCAGCUCCGCAGAGUAUGUCUUUACCUCCUCUUCCUAUGGUUUGAGUGGCUGGGAGAAUCAGGGCGUUCAGUGGUGCAUUGGGCUACUUACCAGUACCUCCCUUCUUACCGGAUUCGACGGAGUGCUGCAUUUGAGUAACGAGAUGAAGGAUGCCCCAAAGAAAGUCCCUACUAGCAUGGCCCUCGGUGUCAUCAUCAACGGAAUCCUGGCUUUCGGCUUCAUCCUGACCCUCCUCUUCUUCAUCGGCGACCCAAUGGAGGCUCUCCUGUCUCCAACGGGCUACCCCGUCAUCCAGAUCUACCUAAACGCCACGGGCUCCUUGGCUGGCGCAACCACGCUGACCUGCUUCAUCAUCAUCCCCUCAGUGAUCUGCAACUUCAGCGUGUACGCCUCCGUGACGCGGCUUGUAUGGGCCUUUGCUCGCGACAAAGGCCUGCCCUUCUCCUCCUACUUUGCCUAUGUCCACCCAACCCUCCGCAUGCCUACCCGCGCCCUCGGCCUGGUGGCUACCAUCUGCGCACUGAUCGGCUUGAUCACGGUCGGCAACACGUCCGCCUUUUACGCUGUCAUCUCCCUGGGCGCCAUCGCGCUCUACAUCUCCUACAUUGUGCCCAUCUUCCUCUUCCUGCUACGCAAAAUCCAAGGCGAGCACCCGCACUACGGGCCCUUCAGCCUCGGGAAGUUCGGCCUCGCCAUCAAUAUCUACGCCGUGAUAUGGUGUCUCUUCUGCAUCGUCUGGCUGCCAUUCCCAUCCGUGGUCCCCGUCACAGCGGCGAACUUCAACUACGCGGGGCCGAUUAUGCUGUUUGUUAUCUUCCUUGCACUGUGUGACUGGUUCACUAGCGGCCACAAGCGGUUCACUAUCCCAACAGACCCGGAUAAGGUGCAGGAUUGA